Messenger RNA from Coffea arabica (coffee), 1566 nucleotides. The record is from RefSeq and is a predicted model, not a curated record. Lineage: Eukaryota; Viridiplantae; Streptophyta; Magnoliopsida; Gentianales; Rubiaceae.
CGACAACUACGCCACCGAACCUUUGCUCCUCCCUGCUCCGCUGGUGAUAACGGGAAUGAUCUAAAACCUCAAACCAGAAACUCAGAAUUAAGAGAAAAAGUAAUGGCGGCAGCAAUAAUGGACUGCACAAACUGGGAUGAAGACGUCUACAGAGACUCCAUUUUGCAGCACCGGGAAACUCUUUGUCGGACCGUUUUCCGAACCGCCUUCGCCCCAAACCCUGGUAAUUCUAACUUAAAUCCUGACGUCAUCGUCACGGCCUGCAGCGACGGCUCCAUCGCCUCUUACUCCAUCUCUUCUUGCCUCGGUUUGGGUUUUGGGAAUGCUAGAGCUGCUCACAAUUUGUUGGUAGCGGAACCUAAUUUUUUGAUCCAAGGACAUGAAGGCCCUGCUUAUGAUGUUAAAUUUUACGGCCAUGGCGAGGAUUCUUUAUUACUAAGUUGCGGGGAUGAUGGUCGAAUUCGAGGGUGGAAAUGGAAAGAAAUAGCAGAUUUUGAUGUGCCCGGCAAGGUGGUCUGGGGAAAUAUGCAGCCAGUUAUUGACUUCGUUAAUCCUCAGCACAAAGGUCCGUGGAGCGCACUUUCUCCAAUCCCAGAGAACAAUGCUGUUGCUGUUGACACUCAGAAUGGAUCUAUUUUUGCCGCUGCUGGUGACUCUUGUGCAUAUUGCUGGGAUUUGGAGAAGUCUAAAAUCAAAACAGUUUUCAGGGGUCACUCCGGCUAUCUGCAUUGCAUUGUUGCCCAAAGCUCUCACAGUCAGAUAAUCACUGGCUCAGAGGGGCAAUACGAAUAUGGGACUGCAAAAAGUGGGAAGUGUGUAGAAAGAAUUAAUCCAGGGAAGGAUAAGUCUUUGAAAGACGCCUCUCCAGAUAUCAGUUGCAUUGCUCUCGAUGAUAGUGAGAGCUGGUUGGCUUGUGGGAGUGGUAGGUCAUUAUCUCUUUGGAAUCUUCUUGCUUGCGAGUGUGUGUCAAGGAUGAGCACAAAUGCUUCUGUACAGGAUGUUUCAUUUGACAAUAACCAAAUAUUAGCAGUUGGAACAGAACCAGUGGUCAGCCGGUUUGACAUGAAUGGAGAUACUAUUUCCAAGAUACAAUGUGCUCCACAGUCUUCAUUUUCUGUCUCUUUACAUUCUUCUGGGGUUGUCGCUGUGGCUGGUUAUGGAGCAUUAGUGGAUAUCAUCUCGCAGUUUGGGAGCCACUUGUGUACAUUCCGGUGCAGAGGGCUUUAGACGGCAUUAGUCAAAGCUAAGUAGCGUGCACUGAUGACUUCCCAAUAUGUUGUGAAAAGUCUUAUUUCUAUCACAUCCUUGCUGUCUGAGAGGACAAGGAUCUGAGGAACAAAUGAUGAAAUGCUCGCUUCCGUGGAUGUGGAACUUGUGACUAUCAGAAAAUAUUGGAAGCCAAAUGGGGAAUGACGUUGAGAAAAUUUUGGGCUUCUAGCAUUUCCUUCAUUACUUCUUGAUUCUUACUCUGCCGUAAUAGCACCUCUUUAGAUGUUACAGUAAAUAAUUUGAUUACUCAGAAAGAAAUUUGGGAAUAACAGAAAACUGGAUGGUGAAAAAGAAAAA